Messenger RNA from Cucurbita pepo subsp. pepo (vegetable marrow), 1280 nucleotides. RefSeq lists its product as uncharacterized. Gene Ontology annotation, biological process: plant-type secondary cell wall biogenesis. NCBI's taxonomy places the organism in Eukaryota, Viridiplantae, Streptophyta, Magnoliopsida, Cucurbitales, Cucurbitaceae. The record is from RefSeq and is a predicted model, not a curated record.
UAGCAUCAAAGUUAAGUCUUUUUUUGUUUGUAUAAAAACGCAUCCCAUUUCUUACCAACUUCUUCAUAUCCUUUCUUUAACCAAUACUUCUUCAGAUAUUAAUCCCAAUGGCCUCUCUCAAUACUUCCGAGUACCCAUACUUUCCUUUUCCGCCUUAUCAUCCUUUCUGGCCGCCUCUCCCACCGCCGCACAACCCUAUUGCUCCGCCAUAUAAGCCAGUUAGGCCGCCCCCGCCUCGACAACCAACUGCUCCUCCGCCCCCACGUAAGCCAAUUGUGCCCCCUCCGCCCCCACGUAAGCCAAUUGUGCCCUCUCCGCCGCCCCCUCAAAAGCCGAAUGCUCCUCCGCCACCACACAAGCCUAUUGUGCCCCCGACUAUGCCUCCGCCCCCGCGCAAGCCAAUUGUGUCCCCUCCUCCUCCGCCCUCUCAGAAGCCGACUGCUCCUCCGCCACCACGCAAGCCUAUUGCGCCCCCGACUGCUCCUCCGCCACCACGCAAGCCUAUUGCGCCCCCAACUGCUCCUCCGCCACCACACAAGCCUAUUGCGCCCCCGACUGCGCCUCCGCCCCCGCGCAAGCCAAUCGUGCCCUCUCCGCCACCUCAGAAGCCGACUGCUCCUCCACCGCCACGCAAGCCAAUAGUACCUCCACCUCCACAUAAGCCAACUGCCCCUCCACCACCACGCAAACCAAUUGCGCCUCCGCCUCCCAAAAAGCCAGUUGCUCCUCCACCACCACGUAAGCCAAUUACACCACCACCACCACACAAGCCAAUUGCUCCACCAACACCAUACAAGCCCAUAUCUCCACCAUCUCCAAUGCUUCCGCCGCCACCUCCUCCUUCUAACCACCACCCGACAGUGAUCAUCAUAGUGUGUGUGUCCAUGGGUGGGCUCUUCCUGCUUGCAUUCAUGGCAGCUGCCUUCUUCUGCUUCGUGAAAAAGAGAAAGGAGAAAACCAUUGAAGAAACAGAGAUCAUCCACAUUGACGAACACAGGAAGAUCAAAGAGGCCAUAGUUGCAGGACCCCAUGGAUCAUGCGAAACUACGGUGCUAUCAGUUGAAGAUGACAUCCACAUAACUGAAGAAAUCGUAAGGAGCGAGAAGGUUGGUGAAAAAGGGUUACAUGGUACGCAUGAAGCAGGCGAUCCAAGCUCCAUAGAAGAGCCACAGCCUGCAUCUUCCACUCAUCAAAAUCAUUCCUGAGCACAAAAGUUCAUCAUUUUAAAAAAUUGAAUAAAAUAAACAAAACCCAAUUAAAUAAAUAUUAUGAUUAUCCCA